AUUUUCUUCAUUACUUAUUUUAGCACCGCUUGGCAAACACAUUUUUGUGUUGCUCCCAAAAUUUGUACUUGUAUACCAAUAUUUGAUAUUUUUGAAAAACGCAUUUGUGAUGUCUAAGAACAUUGGACCUGGACCUGGAGCUUACAUGCUGCCGAGUUGCUUUGGCCAAAAAGGACCUCGGUACUCCUUCGGCCGUAGGAUUGAUAAAAGGCGAUUCGAGAGGCCUGGACCUGGCCCAGCUGCCUAUAAGGUGGAUAAAGUCACUCGGUAUGGAAAUGCGGUUGGCCCCAAGUUCUCCAUUCUGGUCAGAAAUCACAAGACCAAGCCUCUUCCCAUCAGGAGAUGACAGAUCUAACUAAAUCUAAGUUGUGUUCAAGUCCCCUUAUUAGUAGAAUCUAAUAAACCUAUUUCGGUGAUUUACCAUGA
Molecule: messenger RNA, 426 nt
Organism: Drosophila eugracilis
Lineage: Eukaryota; Metazoa; Arthropoda; Insecta; Diptera; Drosophilidae
Product: outer dense fiber protein 3-like protein 2
Exons: 2
Coding region: 110-346 (78 amino acids)
Source: RefSeq, a predicted model, not a curated record